This is a messenger RNA of Dermacentor andersoni, 3109 nucleotides long. RefSeq names its product Zinc/iron regulated transporter-related protein 48C (gene Zip48C). Gene Ontology annotation, biological process: zinc ion transmembrane transport. Gene Ontology annotation, molecular function: zinc ion transmembrane transporter activity. NCBI's taxonomy places the organism in Eukaryota, Metazoa, Arthropoda, Arachnida, Ixodida, Ixodidae. The record is from RefSeq and is a predicted model, not a curated record. Gene Ontology annotation, cellular component: membrane.
GCCGGUCACUCGUUUAUCGCAUGGCGGCCUCGUAGCUUGCGGCGUUCCGCGUGUGUUCACAGUUCGCGUACGUGAAUCGGGGCGUUCUCCGUUAACUACGCCCGUGUAGCCAUGAUACACGGAGUGUCGCCCCUCAACCAGGCCGUCCUGGGAACGCUUUUCACCUGGGGAAUGACCGCGGCCGGUGCCGCACUCGUCUUCGUACUCAAUUCGACCAAGCGAAAAAUUUUAGAUGGCAGCCUUGGAUUCGCCGCCGGGGUCAUGCUGGCAGCUUCAUUCUGGUCCCUGCUUGCGCCGGCCAUCGAGAUCGCCGAGUCAGCGGGGGGCUACGGCCGAUUGGCAUUCAUUCCCGUUGGCUUUGGCUUCUUUCUGGGCGCGCUGUUUGUCUACGCCAUGGACAAGCUCAUCCCAUCCUAUGAUGGCCACAAGGCAGACCUGGCCCUGGCCAUGCAGUUGGAGAAGAAGUCAACGCUCAAGCGUCACAUUCAGACAGGCGAGGAGUCAGCCCUCGCCUAUCGGAAUGGGUACUCGGAUCCCAACGUGCAGCUGCGCAAGAAGCCACUGACGGCAACGCAGGUCACCAUGCCGACCGUCAACGAUGCCGAGACGGCCGAGAACCUCAAGAGGUGGAAGCGCAUCUUCUUGCUGGUGGUUGCCGUCACCGUGCACAACAUUCCCGAGGGCCUUGCAGUGGGCGUUGGAUUCGGUGCAGCCGGGAGCUCGGAGCAUUCCACGUUUGAAACUGCCAGAAACCUGGCGCUUGGCAUAGGCAUUCAGAACUUCCCCGAGGGACUGGCCGUAAGCUUGCCGCUCCGUGGGGCUGGCUUCUCCAAAUGGAAGUCAUUCUGGUAUGGCCAGCUCAGUGGAGUCGUGGAGCCAGCAGCUGGCAUCCUUGGAUGCCUGGCUGUGACCAUGGCCCAGCCCCUGCUGCCUUAUGCACUCGCUUUUGCUGCUGGGGCGAUGGUCUACGUCGUCGUUGACGACAUUGUGCCGGAGGCGCAAGCUUGUUCAAAUGGCCGACUGGCGUCAUGGACCACCGUGGUCGGGUUUAUCGUUAUGAUGGCCUUGGAUGUCGGCCUCAGCUGAACUGCACAGAAACCGUCAUAAUAGGCCAUUACAUCGAGCAUAUUGCAAGGACCAGGUUGUGCCUUUGGGACCAAGGAACACGAGGAAGGGUGAAGCUCUACAAAAAGCUUCACUUGCGGAAAAGCUUUACGGUUUGCCUGCCAGUGGGAUGACACUGGCAAGACAAUGCAAAGGUGGGAAGUGCUAGCCAACAAACUGCAAAGUGUACUUAUCUCAGAGGAAUUUCAUGCAUUCGCACGACCCCAUGUCUCUCGCUCAUCAAAAUGGGGCACUGUGCAUCGCACUGCGUGUUUUUAUAAUUUUCUUUUUUUUUUUUAUCUUGUCCACUCCAUGCUUCAUCCAUGUUGCUCAUUGCGUCGGCUCGAAGACAUCAGCAUUUGGCAGAAUGCUCGUGCCUCCAUCUUGUUGUGCAGUACGCUUACGAACAGCGUAGCAAUUCGGACUCAUUGUAUAUGUAAAUUUCGUACCGUUUUCGAAAGCGAUUAAUGGCACAUGAUUUGAUGGUGCAAUGGUGGUAUCCGCCGUUAUUUUUCAGUAUUGUAACUGGAAUGCAUUGGUUUCGUGUUACCUGGCUACAAAAUGGCACGUCCCAGCAUUGUGUUUUGUUUUGAACCUCAAUAGUUGUUUUUUUCCCCCACUGAUUCAAUAAGUCAUUCUUGAAGUGCACAGAGAAUGUGUGUAAGGCCGGUGUUUGAUAUUUGUUGAUAUAACUAAGCUAGUCGUUUAGUCUCGCACGUUACAGUGGUGUUCGGGCUUGUCACGUGCAUUUCAAGCAGCGUUUGGCUUUUGGUCAUUUCCUUGUGUUAGCUAACAAUGUAAACAGGAACAAAUGCGUUAAUUUUGUUUGUUUUUAUUGAGUUGUAUAACAUGGCGCACUUAUGGAGAAAUGUUUAUGUGGACGCUGUUUUGUGUAAUCUUUAAUCUGGUGCACACUGCAAAGGCACUCCUUGAAGUAUUAGUGAUAAGACAGUUGUGACCCUUUAUUAUUCCUAUUCGUGUGCCGAUUGAUACUGCUGAGAGUAGCCUCAAAGUAGACGUACAUUCUAAGUAAAUUAUUUAUUUACAUUGGGCUAUACGACAUUAAGGAUGCAUUAUUUCUGAAAUGGCCCUGUCUAUAUUAACUUAAUCUUAUUGAGAUGUAUAGCUGACUAAAUUGUUGCUACACUCGUACUAGAUGCAUGCAUAUGUGCGUGUAGAGCCUGGUAUAUUUUAUUGCUACACUGAAAUGAAAUUGCACGAAUAAAAUUUGGGUAGUGCUCGUGGCACAUAAAAACAAAUACUGUUACGGUAUCUUAGACUUAAAGACCAACUGCAGCAAAAUUUCGCUCUCGCUUGAUUGGUUAUAAAUGAGCAGCAUAACUACUGAAGCAAUCUUGCCAGUGCUUCAGGGCUCGUAACUGUCAAACAUUUUUAUUAGCAGCUUUUAAAUAGCAUGUGCGUCUAGUGGAUAGUGGAUGUGAUGCAAGUCCCAGCACAUUGCCUCUGAGAUUUUGGAGCAACCCAUGGGCAGCAGCAGGUGCUGCAUAAUCUCUGAGGUUGUGCUGUGGAGCUAUGCAUUCUUAGUCUUGUAUCACUUCCGACGAGCGAUAAUAGCAGCAUUUUGUGUGUGUGUGUUCAUUUUGUUUUGUUCUUUGCACUUUCAGUAUAAAAAAACGUUUCGGUAUAAAAGCUUUUUGCAAGCCUUUGGUGACACAUACACUCAUGUUUCAACCAUAAAUUUUUGCAUGGAGGCUGCUCCAUGUGUACACUACAUGAAACUAGGUUUUUUAGGAAGAUGGAAAUUUUGUUGCAGUUGGCCUUUAGAGGAAUGGGCAUCCACUUUCUUUUGUGUUUUAUUUCUGAAAGCACACCUGUAAGUUUUAUGGUGUUGUUGUUGGAUAAGCAUCUCAAGUUGGUUAUGUUGCAAGUGAUUGUCGUGGUGUGGUUAUCUGCUUUUGUAAAGCCAUGGGAAGUGGUUAAGUUUGUUUUACUUUUUAUGUUUGGUGCAAAUGAAAGUGGAAAAUAAAAAGAGAUUAAUGCCCUU